AAAAGUUAGUGUUAAAUUGUUUGAACUAUAUUUUAAAUCUCAGUACUCUUCAAUAUAAAUUAUAUACCUAGUAGGUUGUCUUCAUCAGGUUUGUACAGUUUAUAAAUAAUGAAGCCAGUUUUAACCCAGUUCUGCUGCACAACUCCUCUUAGAUCAGGCUGCAAAGUGAUUGGUGCUUUUCUAAUCAUAUCUGCGACAUUAUAUUUGGGCCGGCAUUUAUCUCAGCAUCAACCAAUUGAGUCAGACGAAAGAGUUGCACAAUUUCUUAAACUAGUUUCCACAAUCUCUGUGGCUGGAUCUGUAUGCAGUUACAUCAUUGCAAUUAUCCUAUUGGUCGGAGUUUACAAGGAUGUGCUGCAAAUGUUACUUGGGUCUUCGGUAUUGUUGUUCCUGUAUGCAGUCAGUCUUCUCGCGGUUGGUGGUUAUAUGUUAUACAUUAGUCAUGCGAUAUAUUUUAUCGCUCUGACGAUUUAUGAAUUGGUGAACCUUUACUUCGCAAUCGUUGUGUUCAGUUAUUACCUAGAGAGAAAGGAAGAGACGCAGUUUUUGACAACUUUGGAUGAACCAAUGAGGUCUGCACUUGAACGACAAAGGGGCCAAGCUAAAGAACAAGGGGUUCCCGACCCUAUGAGAGCAGCUCUUAUGAAAUAUAGAACCGAUAUUAAAGAAGAAAAAAGAAAGGAAAGUCAACCAAAUCAAGCAGGCUCCUCUCAGCCAACUCCAAGGAAUUAAAUCAUAACAAACUAAUUUAUACAAACACAGUAACACAUACAGUAAUUAUACAUGUUUGUAGUUAUGUGUACAGUAAUUUAUACAA
Macrosteles quadrilineatus (aster leafhopper) is the source of this 817-nucleotide messenger RNA. RefSeq lists its product as uncharacterized. Bases 109 to 732 code for a protein of 207 amino acids. The record is from RefSeq and is a predicted model, not a curated record. NCBI's taxonomy places the organism in Eukaryota, Metazoa, Arthropoda, Insecta, Hemiptera, Cicadellidae. The transcript is spliced from 6 exons.